UUUGUUUGCGUGUGUGGUUAUGGGUAUGCGUCUGCAAAUAUAACUUUUAGAGUUUGAUUGUCUUUGUGCUAUUAGAACACAAAACUCUGUUUAUGGCUUCCCCCCUACAUAGAGGCAAAUCCGUCAACCGUUUUGUCCGUUUCACAGACUCGUGAAGACCGUGGCGCUCACGAGCUUUGCUUCUCAGAAAAGACUGGUCACAAGUUUACUCCAGGGCGUUCCUAUAUCAUGGGGUCAAGAGCGCAGCUCUCUCACAUAAGAUCUGGUCGCUGUGCGGGGCAUGACACACCAUCGUGGUUCACCGGCGUUGGGCACAAUGCAGAAUAACUUGAAGGAACAUUUGUACAAAAUACUCGUAAUUGGUGACCUGGGAGUAGGGAAGACGAGUAUCAUAAAGAGAUAUGUUCAUCAAACGUACUCCACUAACUAUAGAGCGACAAUUGGGGUGGAUUUUGCACUAAAAGUUCUCAAUUGGGAUUCGGAGACGGUACGAUUACAGCUAUGGGAUAUAGCAGGCCAGGAGCGUUUUGGGAACAUGACACGGGUGUACUACAGGGAGGCCAUGGGCGCCUUCAUUGUAUUUGACAGCACCAGGCCAACGACGUUUGAGGCAGUCACCAAGUGGAAGGAGGACCUGGAUUCGAAGCUUACCCUGGCCAACGGCCAAAGCAUCGCCACGGUUCUGCUAGCCAACAAGUGUGACCAGGGCAGAGACGUUCUCAACAACAAUGGCAUCAAGAUGGAGCAGUUCUGCAAAGAGAACGGCUUCGCCGGCUGGUUCGAGACUUCAGCAAAGGAAAACAUCAACAUCAAUGAAGCUGCCAACUUCCUGGUGAAGCACAUAAUCGCCAGCGAGAACGACAUCCUGAAAUCUGUGGUUCCAGACACCAUCUCCCCACAGCUCGGUUCCUCCAAGGAGGUCAGUUGUUCCUCCUGCUUCAAGUCCUAGAGGAGAGGCGGCGUCUUUGAAAGCGGCCCGCUGGGGAACGCUGUCUUUUGUUUCGGGGAGCUCGCUGAAAGGGUAGCGAUCGCAGUCCUUCCUCUACUAAAAGUCCCCAAGUCAGCCUCCAGGUCAUGCCUGCUCACGGACUCUCCUCAGGAAGUGUAUCACAUUGUGUUUAAAAACUGAUCUUGGUCGUGUUUUCUUUUUUUUUAAAGCCAAACUCGUAAUAACAGCAAAUGUGAGAUGGACAGUGGUAUGGAGCUUGUUAUGGUUUUGAACACCUCAGUGUUGUAGCUAAGUUUUAAUGCCAACGUCAGGCUUCUAUUACCCACCUGCACAAAAAGGAUAUUUAUUUUGCUCCCCAACCACAAAUGGAACUGGAGAGGUUUGAUUUCAUAUAUAUAAAUAUAUAUAUGUGUGUGUGUGUAUGUGUAUACUCAUAGACCAUCCAAAUGUAUUCUAGGCAUAAGACAGGCACAUAGAAUUUUCCAGCUAUUUUAUUUGACAUGUUAAGCCACUGGAAUACUUCCUUUUUCCCACUAACUGGUUCUUUUUUUCCCGGUUAUUCUACAAGACAAAGCAAACAGACAGACAGACAGACAGACAGACAAACAGACAGAAAGUUAGUGGCUUGGUAUGUAGAAAGACAGAUGCGUAAUAUAUAAUGUGUAUAAGGUCACAUUUUGCACAUGGACUCGCACAAUCAUUACCUUGUAGGUCAACGAAUACCGAUUGGAGGUUCAGAUUACAGUUUUUGUCAUCCAAAAUGCUUCUGGAGCUACACUAGUGAUGUGAUGAUGGCAGAAGUCAGCAUCAAUGGGCCCCGGUAUUUGAAUCCAUUCUGUGUAUUCUAUAAAUCUUCAGGUCUAAAUUCAGGUAUUUCACUCCUUGGAAAAAUGAUAUAUAAAUAUAAAAACAGCACAAAACCCAUGCAGAGAAGAAGCAUGGCUAUAAAGGAACAUGAUGUUUUCACUGCUCGUUCAGAAUUGAAUAGGUUUAGAGGCAUUCUUCAUCGUUUGACACAUGCAACUGUAAUCGGCAAAUAGUGCUUGUAGAAUGUAGAACUUAUGCUAAAGAAACAGCAACCCUUUUAUUUAAGUCUCGUCUCUCUACAAGCAUCACAUUCGCAGUUGUGAUAGUGGUGCAAAAUCUCCUAAAUUUAGGCUAAAUUGAAUUAAAUGGAAUAUCUUGUACCUGAGAUGAAUGCACGCCUGUUAGCUCAGACCUUGGAUGCAAUUACUACUGCCAUCAAAACCCAGUCAAACUCCGUCACCUUUCUUAUUUGUAUGUGGUAUCGUUUGUGUUGUUCCUAAUGUAUUUUUAAAAUGUAAGGUUCUGUGCAAUAAAACAGGUAACUGACUCCUACUCAACUCUGAGGCAGAGAAAACUGCCUUUGGCCACAACCCACCCACUGGUGCUUCUGCUUUUUGCAGACUCCUUUUGAAACUGGUCUUUCGCACCCUUUCUUCCAUGUCAAUAUGUGCUGUUAGCUGUGCUGUGAUUCACUCCGUCUGACUCACGGACAUUAUAUAAAUCUCUCGUGGAUCCCCAUACCACACAAGUGUUGUUAUUCAAAGCCUCGGAAGCUAGUGGUCCUUUCUCUGCUUGUUACACAGUCAGAAGUGAGGCUGGUGUUCAUAUAUAUUCUUUUUUAUUUUAUUUAUUUGUUCCUCUAAAAUGCGUUGAUUUUGUCAGAUAUUUGUAUGUCUGUUUAAUUUUCUUUAGGACUAAACCCUCUUCAAAAUAUCAAUUUCCUGUAAUACUCAAUGAUUCAGCUCACUCAAGAUAUGUAACGAAAGCAUAUCAGAAGUCAAGUGGGCAUAGAAGUAGUCAUAUCCAUCUCAAAGUAGCAUUUUAGUUACUCAAACCUUCUUCAUCAAAAAUGAGAAAAAAAAUCUCUUUCAAGAAUUCAUAAUCGUGUGUACGGUAUGUGUGUGUGAGUGACUUCCUUGCUUAUUAACUUGAAAUGAAAUUUAGCCAUAAUUUUUCCGCCAUGCUAAUCACAAGCACAUUAAUAUCAAGUGUAUAACAGUUGUGGCAUGAUAGCCCACUUCACAGCAUGUUGUGACUUAUUUUUAUUUUUUCCCAUCACGGAUAGAGGGGUUCCAAUUCACUCCAGUUCUGCUGUUAUCACCAUGACAACAGACCCUCGUAUGGCCUGCUUGGCAAGGGGAGUUUUUGUGGGCCACUUCUCAAUUUUUUUUCAUUUUUUUCCUUCUCACAUCACAAACCCUUUUCCCUUCCCAUGGCUGCGCCGAAGCUUGAAGUAAAAAUCUGAUGUUUUUAAUCUGAGCAGUUAAAGGUGUUAAAGAGGGUCAUAAAUGUCAGAGCAGUUUCAAUCACAUCACGUGGUCUUUAACAGUCUGUUAGGUUUUGAUGGCAUGCAGAGGAUUUGAAGCACUUCAGUUUGGAAGAAAACAUAUUGAAGUUGUGUAUGCCAUUGCCAUUUACAAUACAUUAAAACAUUUUGUAGA
Molecule: messenger RNA, 3417 nt
Organism: Clupea harengus (Atlantic herring)
Lineage: Eukaryota; Metazoa; Chordata; Actinopteri; Clupeiformes; Clupeidae
Gene: rab38b
Product: RAB38b, member of RAS oncogene family
Biological process (GO): endosome to lysosome transport; phagosome-lysosome fusion
Cellular component (GO): late endosome; lysosome; Golgi apparatus
Molecular function (GO): GTP binding; GTPase activity
Source: RefSeq, a predicted model, not a curated record